GCGAAGCUACUGCCAAGUGAAGCAAGACAUCGCCAUUGACAGCCUAGUGACUCUAUCAAGAACGACUGCUGACGAGUAGGAUGUCAUUGUAGGGAUAACGAAUGGGAUGGCCAGUAAGUCACAUACCACGGGGCACGACGUGAUGGCAACCGGACGCAGAGGAAUGAAGAAGACGUUUGCAGAUAGGAGUAACGACGACGACGUUGAAAGACGUGGGAACAGACAGACAGGAGCAGGGGAGAGGGAGGGACAAGGGGGAAGAGGCGGCCUGGACAAAGACCAGGGGCGACAGGAGGAUUGCGAAAAAGGGGGGAAUAGCCGCAGAGGUGAAGAUCUCACAUCCGGAGGGAGCGGACAGAGGCAGGAGGGAGCGACCAGCGGAGUGAUCAAGGAAGUAGACAAGGGACAUGGAGUACUCUGGAUCGUAGCCGCGUGCGCUGCGUACGUGGAGAAGAAGGUCACGCACUAUAGGAUGCCAUUGCCAGUGGAGCAGGUGAUCGCUUUCGCGUUGUACAGAUGGGCGUCAGGAGAGACGUACGAGAGCAGCACGUCAGCCUUCGGCAUCGGCAGGGCAACUGGACUGCAGGCCGUCCGCGACGUCACUUCGGCGCUGCUACAGGCGUACCCCGACGCGAUAAAGUGGCCAGUGGGCCGUAGACGUGCGCAUAUUCAGCGCGCUUUUCGUGACAAGGGUUCCCCGAACUGCUUCGGCGCAAUCGACUGUACACACAUCUACAUUGACAAGCCCGCCGGCGCACUUUCGGAGAACUACUACAACCGCAAACAGAAGUUUUCCGUGCAGGCGCAGGUGGUGGUGGAUUUGGAUAUGCGGGUCCUCGACGUCCACGUCGGAUACCCGGAAAGUGUGCACGACGUCCGUGUCCUGCACAAUUCCCAGCUGUGGAGGCGUGCAGAAGUUGGCGAGCUGUUCGACGUACCUCCGGAGAAUCUGCCGCACGGUGUCGUCACGCGAGGUUACCUGCUAGGCGACAACAGUUAUCCAGUUGCUUGUCCAUGGAUCAUGCAGUCGUACGGAGGAAUCGACCAAGAUCCUGACGAGGAGCGCUUCGACAUGCGACAGAAGGUGGCGCGGGGGUGUGUGGAGAGGGCAUUCGGGCGACUGAAGUGCAUGUGGCGUUUGUUCUUGCGCACCCACAAGAUGAACCUGGAGGCCUUGCCACAACAAUUCGUGGCCGUAUGCACUCUCCACAACAUCCUCCUCGACGCGGGGAUCGACUUCGAUGAGAACCUUUUGUGGGAGGUGGAUGAGAACGGCGUUCGACGUAGAGUAGACUUGGGCAUUGUGGGGAACAGUGCGGGCGGGCGGCGGCGGAGCACGAACGUGCAAGGGGACUUGUUGCGGGAUGCACUUCAAGACCGCCUAGCUCUGAUGUAGGACUGUGCGGAGUGGGGAGGGGGGGUGAAGCGGGAGGACGUGGGUUGGUGCGAUCGGUAGGCGGGAGGAAUUGUGACGUGGCCCGUGUCCAUGGUCGUCAUGCGCGAAGUUGCUGGGUCGAUUGAAUGGCGGCAUGGUUGUCGUGGAUGAGUUCCUUUGUUGUUUUCAUUCUGUGGACGGUUGCGUGGGCCGCACAGUUGUGCGAACAUUUAAUAU
Chara braunii is the source of this 1612-nucleotide messenger RNA. NCBI's taxonomy places the organism in Eukaryota, Viridiplantae, Streptophyta, Charophyceae, Charales, Characeae. The record is from the annotation of a GenBank genome assembly.